This is a messenger RNA of Hydra vulgaris (swiftwater hydra), 2295 nucleotides long. The record is from RefSeq and is a predicted model, not a curated record. NCBI's taxonomy places the organism in Eukaryota, Metazoa, Cnidaria, Hydrozoa, Anthoathecata, Hydridae.
AUCUAAAAUUUUAUUUUGUGCUACAUGAAUUUAUCCAUAUUUAAAUGAAAAAUUUGAUCUCCUGAUAAAAGUGAAGUGACAAGAGAAAACAUGAACAAGCAUAUAAAUGUUGGAACAUAUCUCACAAAGUUCUGCAUCAUUUAAUUCUUCAUUUUAAGUUGCCAAGUUUUUAAAAGUUAAAGAGAAUAAUGUCUAUAAUUAAAGAGAUAAUGUUCUCUCAAAAAGCAACUUACAUUUAUUUGAUCUCCUUUCUGGUAGUCUACAGAUUAAAACAGUAGAAUGGAAAAUCCAUGCAAAAAUUUUACAUUUAGUAAACUGCAAUCACCCGUCACUACACAGUGGCUGCAUGAAAACUAUGAAAUGUUAGAGGGGGUAUCUUUACCACGUAUAGCUCUUUACACUCAUUAUUUAGACUUUUGUAACAGUACUAAUGUCACACCAGUUAAUGCAGCUAGUUUUGGAAAGAUAAUCAGAAGUACAUUUCCUGAGUUAAAAACACGACGACUGGGUACACGUGGAAAAUCCAAGUAUCAUUAUUUUGGAAUAUGCGUUAAAAAAACAUCUGUAUAUUAUGAUCAAACCAUUUCAUUCAAUCAUUUAAAGGUUCAAUCUACUCUAACAGAAACAUCAAAAAAAAAUGAUUCAAAGUCGGACAUAAUUGAACCAUCAAGAGACCAUGAAAAUCUUUUAUUAUCCAAUGGAGCUUUGUUGCCACCAUUUCCAUCUUUUGAUUCAGUAAUUGUUGAAGACGAUUCCACUCUUGAUAAGGUAAAAACUCUUCUGAUCAUGUACAGAGCUCACUGUCAAAGAAUUUUGGAUACAAUAUUCAGAGCUAAUUUUGGAGAGGUACAGAAUUUUUUGAUCCAUUUUUGGCACGGAAUGCCGUCGCAUAUUGCUGUUGUUCUAUCUAAUAAAAAUGUGAUUGAACUGAUCAAAUGCUGCGAUGUCAUUCUUUACAAGGCAGUAAGCAGUGUGUUAAUUCCAACAAGUUUGCAGCCAUUGCCAUCCAGUCUCAGUCAAGCGAUACAACAUUUUGCUAAACAGUUACCAAUAUAUUUAGAAAUGGCGCUGUACCAUCUCCCUCACGAUCUCCAAAUUAAAAAAAUAUCCGUUGCAAAUAUCUUUACACAAUCUCUACUUCGUCAGACAUCUCUUUCUCAUCUGGCGCAAGCUUCAAAAACCGUCCUCCACAACAACGAACAUCUUUCCCAAAUGAUUGCUGAUAUCCGAACAAUAAAAAGCGACGAUAUUUGUAAAUAUGUUGUAUUUAUUUCUCGAGAGAAAGUGGAAAGAGACGUCAGAAUUGUCGAAAAAUUGUUUAGUGAAUUUGACAAUUUAUUUGAAAGACAAGCUACAAUAGAAGAGUAUACUUUCUGGAUCUCAUCAGUUGUGUCAAGAUACGUCACUAAACCAAGUGAGAGUGUUGCAAAAUUUCAAUCACUUGCACAAGAAUUUCUUUUAAAAUGGACAUACGUUACAUCUAAAAUUAUUCAAGAGUUAACCUUAAGAAGUGCAAAGAGUUUCGGUUCAUUUCACUUGGUUCUAAUGUUUUUCAACGAUUACAUAUUUUACUUGAUUGAAUCGCAUACUGAUAUUAAUGAAGUGAGAAAUAUGAAGAAAUACAGUCAAUCGCAACAUAGCAUGCAAAAUAACAACAAUAUCUCGCCUUAUUCUCGAUUACGACAUUCUUUAGUUUUACAAAGAAGCCCUUUACUGCUUGGUAAUACCUCAAGCUAUUCAAUUCCUUGUUCUGAAUCCUAUCAACAGUUUAUAUUUGAAGAACCUAAUAGAUAUAACGAUAUUAACUUUGAGGAAAACUCGUACCUAGACUUUGAUUACUGUAAUGAUUCAAUAAAUAUGCCAGAUAGCAACCAAUCAGACCAACACUACGCAGAUAGCAACCAAUCAGAUCAACACUACGCAGCCUUAAAAAUCGCACAAGAUUUGCAGGAAAAAACUAAAUCUCUAUUUGGCAUUUCUAGCAAGUUAAUUCCUAGAAUAGAAUUUUAUAGUUGACAUGUUUAAAUGAAUUAGUCACAUCUCGAUAUUAAAAUCAUAUAAAAACCGGAACACAUUAAGUGGAUUGAAAUGUAACAAACGUUUUUUAUACAAAAAAGUGAAGUGUAACGGAGCAUGCAAACUUAUUGCUCAACAUCAAUAUUGAAUAUUGCGCAAUAAAACUUAUUGUUAUAAUAAAUAUUUUAAUAAUGCGAAAUUUAGUAAAAUAUUUUAUAUAGGUUAUAAUAUUUCAUUAUUAAAUGUAUAAUUUUUACGAGAAUUUUUUAAUAAAGUUUU